AUGGGGGAUGGGGGCCCAGCUCUGGGUCUGCCGUACCACGUGGUCAACAUUGUCAGUGGGGAGCUCAACAACGCGGCGGCCAAGAAGUACGACCUGGAGGCGUGGUUCCCCUCCAGCAAAACGUGGAGGGAGCUGGUGUCAUGCUCCAACUGCACGGACUUCCAGUCGCGGCGGCUCGACAUCCGCAUGCGCACGCCCAAGGGCCCCGGCGGCGAGGAGAAGAAGGCGCACGUGCACAUGCUCAACUCGACGCUCACCGCCACAGAGCGCACCCUCUGCUGCAUCUUGGAGAACUACCAGACCCCGGACGGCGUGCGCGUGCCGCCCGUGCUGCAGCCGUUCAUGAUGGGCAUCGAGUUCAUCCCCUUCCGGAAGACCAUCGACGCAAACGGCAAGCUGGUGCCCCUCAAGCAGCCGGCGUCGGUCGGCGUUUCCAGCCGCAGCGGCAGCGACGCGGCGUCGAUGAGCGUCAACUGA
Monoraphidium neglectum is the source of this 477-nucleotide messenger RNA. RefSeq names its product seryl-tRNA synthetase. The record is from RefSeq and is a predicted model, not a curated record. Gene Ontology annotation, molecular function: ATP binding; serine-tRNA ligase activity; tRNA binding. Gene Ontology annotation, biological process: seryl-tRNA aminoacylation. The coding region runs from base 1 to 477 and encodes 158 amino acids. Lineage: Eukaryota; Viridiplantae; Chlorophyta; Chlorophyceae; Sphaeropleales; Selenastraceae. Gene Ontology annotation, cellular component: cytosol. The transcript is spliced from 3 exons.